AUGGCGCAGCGAGGUCCUUACAAGAAGUUUCUGGUGGACGUGGAGACAGAAAUACCACAAAGUACAAAAAGACGUAGGUUGCAGGAACCAGCAAAUGAGUCAGAUGUAGAAGAUAUUCUGGAAUGUACAGAAACACUAUGUGAGCAAUACUCAGACACAGAGGUGAUUGAUGAUGUGGAUGACUAUCCGGAAGCUGAACCAGAGGAAAGCAACAUUUUAUUGGACCCUGAGCAAAGUAACAGUUCAGAUGAGGAAUCUGAGGACCUCAUUAACCUCGAGAAUGCUGAGUGGAACAAAGAUGUACAUCCUGAGACUGCCCCUAUGGAUCCGUUAAACUUGGACGAUGGAGAUGAGCCUAUAUAUCCAGGAAGUGAUGUCACCAAGGCUGAGACUAUUUUGAUGAUUCUUACAUUUGUCCUGCGUCACAAAAUAAGCGGAGAGGGUUUGAAAGACUUCCUGUCACUACUACACAUCUUAUUUCCAAGCAUCCUGCCAGCAACAAAAUACUUAUUUGAUAAGUACUUUAUAUCCAUUACAAACCAAUUUGAAAUUCACUUUUACUGUGAGUCCUGCAAAGGAUACAUUUGUAAGGAAGAGACAAAUCUCACCAAAUGUCCUCACUGUGAUCUGGCAUUCAGCAUUGCAUCUAACCUUAAAAAUGGGUCCUUCAUGAUCUAUUUGCCUUUGUCUUCCUCACUUAAAGAUGUCCUGGAAAGUCUAAAAAACAACUCGCAACAUCUCAUUAACAAAGCUGAAUGGGUAUGGGACGACACAAUUCGUGAUAUUUUUGAUGGUGACAUCAUGAGAGAUCAUAUUCAGAACAACACAAUUGGCCAGUGGGAUUUGACAUUACUAUGGAAUUGUGACGGAAUUCCGGUUUUUGAAUCAUCUCAAUGUUCUCUCUGGCCAAUACAAGUAACUAUUAAUGAGCUGCCACCAGCUGUGAGAAAAGAACAUGUCCUAUUGUCCUCACUUUGGUUCGGCAAGUCCAAGCCAGUCAUUCAGACCUUUUUAAAACCAUUUGUUGAAGAGAUGGGAGCUUUAAAAGACAUCGGACUACAAUGGACUGAUGGUGAUGACAUUCGCACUAGCAGAGUUUUUGCAGUUGUAAGUGCUUGUGAUGCUAUUGCCAGACCAAUACUAAAAGACAGCAUACAGUUUAAUGGCAAGUAUGGAUGUGACUGGUGCCUUCACCCUGGUGAGCGUACAGCAAAAGGAAAUGGCUUUGUGAACAUUUACCCUUGUAAAGAAGAUUCCCCUGCAACAAGGCAGCAACAACAAUGGGAGGAUGAUGCAAUAAAGGCCUCACAUGAGGGCUGUCCUGUGAGGGGAGUAAAAGGAAUCUCACCACUUCUGUUUUUGCCAUGUUUUAAUAUUAUAACUGGUUUCGUGCCGGAGUACAUGCAUGCUGUCCUAUUAGGUGUUGUUCGUCAGUUCAUGACCCUGUGGUUAGACAGCUCAUAUCAUUGCAAGCCUUGGUAUAUUGGAACAAGAAAACAAGUCCUUAAUAGUCGGUUGCUGUCACUUAAGCCACCCAAGGAGGUCACACGCACUCCUUCAUCAUUGGACAAGUUAAAAUUUUGGAAAGCUUCAGAAUUUAAAAACUGGCUUUUGUACUACUCAUUUGCUGUUCUUCAAGGUGUCUUACCCACACAAUACCUAAACCACUGGUUGCUUUUGGUUUUUUCCAUGUAUGUGCUCCUUAUGGAUAACAUCUCACGGCAGGCUAUACAGAAGGCUGAUCUUGCUUUACAUAAAUUUGUGAUACAGGCUGCAGCAUUAUAUGGUAGAGAACACAUCAGCUUUAAUGUUCAUCAGCUAACACAUUUAGCAGAUUCUGUGAAGUUAUGGGGUCCAUUGUGGUGUAUAUCUGCAUUUACAUUUGAAAGUAACAAUCACAAUCUCAUGCUGUAUUUUCAUGGCACCCAGUGUGUUCCUGAACAGGUAUGCCGCACAUUUCUGCUUUGGCGUUAUAUCUUUAAACAGACAAUUACAGAGCGGUGCAGUCUGGCAUUCGAUUACUGCAUGAGGAUUACAAGGAUGAGACGGGUGAAAAAAAUGAUAAUUUUAAAUGAUGUACAUAUAUUUGGUGCACCUACAUUUCAAGCACUGACACCAAGGCAACUUGCAGCUAUUAACCAAACUUUUAAUAUCAUGGUAUUAGGCCCUGUGCAUUUUUACAAAAGAUUUUUACAUGCAGGCACUUUAUACACUUCUGCAGCACACACACAGACACAAAAACGUAUUAAUUCAGUUGCAAUGCUUCAAGAUGGAAAUUUUUUGCAAAUUCACCAUUUAGUCCUGCUUAGGAGUCAGUGUCACUGUGCAUCUAGUAAUUGUUCUUGUACAGAAGUGCCUGUAAUUCUUGGACAUCCCCUACACAAGAAAGCCCAAGAACCUUUUAGAGACAGACAGCUAAACCUGUGUAUGGAUUUUGUGACAGAAGUAACAGAAAGCUUUGAAACAAUUGCUGUUCCUGUUUCAUUUCUUCGAAAAAAAUGUGUCUUCAUUAAGGUCAGAGAAAAGAGAUAUGUGAUCCCCAUUGUAAACACAACUGAAACAGAUUGAGUUGUAAUAAAUAU
Paramisgurnus dabryanus is the source of this 2582-nucleotide messenger RNA. RefSeq lists its product as uncharacterized. The record is from RefSeq and is a predicted model, not a curated record. NCBI's taxonomy places the organism in Eukaryota, Metazoa, Chordata, Actinopteri, Cypriniformes, Cobitidae.